This is a messenger RNA of Tarenaya hassleriana, 5192 nucleotides long. Its product is annotated as protein GFS12. Gene Ontology annotation, biological process: protein phosphorylation. NCBI's taxonomy places the organism in Eukaryota, Viridiplantae, Streptophyta, Magnoliopsida, Brassicales, Cleomaceae. Gene Ontology annotation, molecular function: ATP binding; protein binding; protein kinase activity. The record is from RefSeq and is a predicted model, not a curated record. The transcript has 16 exons. Bases 143 to 5053 code for a protein of 1636 amino acids.
UUAAGGGAAAGCGAGACGGCGUCCAGAAGGAGCCUCUCCGAAAGAUUCAACCAGCCUCUCUUCCCUCAGAUUUCCGCCGGAGCUCCAAAUCGGAAUUCCACCGGGAAAAGGUGCGACGAAGCGGAGCGUAAAAGAAGGAUAAAUGCGGAUUGAAUCAAGCCAGUUUUGCUUCGAUUGUCUCGAGCAACGGAUCAAGUCAGAUUUCUCCGACCAGGUCUUCUUCUCUUUUGGCCUGUCCGAUUCGCCGCUUCCCUUCGCCUCCGCUGCCAUCGUUGAGGUUUCUGACUCUAGCGGUGAAGCAUCUGCUUCUUCUAGUGAAUCUGCGUGUCCCCAUUUCCUUUUGGAGUAUCUGCAGAGGGAAGAACAUGGUUGUUUAUCCAAAUAUGUCGGCGGAAGCUGUAAUAGAGAUCAGGAAGAUUGUAAUGCAGAUGUAAAUUGUGAUGGUGGGGAGCAUUUGAGUUGCUCACCCAAUGGUUCUCAGCCUUUCGAAGAAAUUGCAGAUGACAUUUCUCGUCGAAGUUCUACUUGUGAGUGCUCUGAUAGUGUUUCCUGUCAGGAAAAGAUUGGUGUGAUUGCACCAAUUGCUAAAAUUGGCAAAUGUUCUGCUUCUGGUCUUCAAGAGCUUGCUUCUGGUUUCCUUUCUGGGUGUGUGGAAGAUCAAGUAUUAAGUUCUCUGAAUCUUAUUAUCGACGGAAAGGCUUCUGAGCAAGAAAGCACUGCUUUCCUUCGUCUUCUCGGGUUACCAUUGUUCGUGGAGAAAAGUGACCCUCUAUGCCUGAGGCAUCCGAAUGUGUCACCUAUCCUGGGAUUAUUGACAUCAUCGGAUUGUGUUGUCUCGGUGCUUCCCAAAGCCCCAUAUUCCUUGGAAAAUAUUCUCUACUUUAGCCCCGAUGCUAUAAAGUCCGAAUGGCAUAUAAAAUUUCUGGUAUAUCAGCUUUUGUCUGCACUAGCUUACUUGCAUGGCUUCCAGAUUUCCCAUGGGGAUGUUCGUCCUUCCAGAAUAAUGCUGACUGAUUCACUGUGGAUUUGGCUAAAGAUCUAUGACAAGCCUCAUUUUAGUUCUGAAGAUUCCAAUUUUUCUGCUUCAAGGAGAAUUCUAUGUAGUGAUGGUUGUUACGCGCAUGACCUUUAUGCUGAUCGUAAGCUAUCUUCAGAUUUGGACUGGCAGACUCACUUUGAUAAAUGGUGGAGGGGAGAACUAAGUAAUUUUGAGUAUCUACUCUUCUUAAACAAGCUGGCUGGGCGAAGGUGGGGUGACCACACAUUUCAUCCAGUAAUGCCAUGGGUCAUAGAUUUCAGCAAAAAGCCUGAUAAUGAUAGGGACUCAGGCUGGCGGAAUUUAAGGAAGAGUAAAUGGCGAUUGGCAAAAGGAGACGAGCAGUUAGAUUUCACAUAUUCAACGUUCGAGAUUCCUCAUCAUGUAUCUGAUGAAUGCCUGUCUGAACUGGCUGUUUGCAGCUACAAAGCAAGGAGGCUGCCACUGACUGUUCUGCGAGCGGCAGUUCGUUCAGUGUAUGAACCUAAUGAGUAUCCUUCUGACAUGCAAAGGCUUUAUGAGUGGACCCCUGAUGAGUGCAUUCCUGAGUUUUAUUGUGAUCCUCGCAUUUUUUAUUCACUUCACCCAAGUAUGGCUGAUUUGGGUGUACCCCCUUGGGUGAGCAGUCCUGAGGAGUUCAUUAGAUUGCAUCGAGAUGCUCUAGAGAGCCCCCGUGUUUCAUCUCGACUUCACCACUGGAUUGAUAUUACUUUUGGUUACGAAAUGUCAGGACAGGCGGCUAUUACUGCUAAGAAUGUUAUGAUGUCUUCGUCUGAGCCCACAAAGCCAAGGUCCAUUGGUCGCCGCCAGUUAUUUGUCCAACCUCAUCCCAUCCGUCGAGGUUUUUCCUUUAAGCAGGAAAACAGCAGAAAUGAGGUAGAAAUGCAUACAUUUCAAGGCAGUGGAUUGGACUACGAAAGAACCAUCAUCCUUGAAGCUGGUGAGUAUUUGGAAGAAUCUGAAGAGGCUUACACAUUUUCUGAACAUGCAUUGGAUUUAAGUCCCAGGUAUGACCUCCUUCAUCAGGAGUCUCUGGUGUAUGAGUCACCGAGCAUGAAAUCUAACAAAGACUUGACUGAUCUCCCCGGUACUUCAGAAAACAAUGUUUUACCAACUGAUAUCAAUCUGGAUUAUCUUCUAGAGAAAAUAGAGGUGAAAGAUGAAGAUCGUGUGGAAUUGCAGGAGUUGUUACUAUGGCGGCAAGAGUACAACUCAGUAAAUUUUUCCGAGGAUAUUGCAAAAGAUAUUUUCUCUGUUGGCUGCAUCUUGGCUGAACUUUAUUUGAGGAAACCGCUUUUUAACUCAGUCUCAUUGGCUAGCUAUCUAGAAAACGGUGUCUUACCUGAAUUGAUCCAGAAACUUCCUCCUCCUAUAAAGGUAUUUGUUGAAGCAUGCAUUGAACAAGAUUGGAGAAGGAGGCCUUCAGCGAAGACUCUUUUGGACUCUCCGUAUUUCUCAGCAACAGUGAAGUCAGUUUACCUAUUUACUGCGCCACUUAACCUCUUGGCCAAGCAUAGAACACGUCUGUAUUAUGCUGCUAGUUUUUCCAAACAUGGAGCCUUGAAGGCAAUGGGAACAUUUGCGGCUGAGAUAUGUACUGAUUACUGUUUGCCACUGGUCACAGCACCUCUAUCCGACAAGGAGUGUGAAUGGGCUUAUGUACUUCUCAAGGAACUUAUAAGAUAUUUAACACCAAAAGCAGUGGAGGCACAAGUCUUGCCGUCUAUCCAGAAGAUUUUACUGACUGCAGGUUACUCGCAUCUAAAAGUUUCUCUUCUUCAAGAUUCAUUUGUGAGGGAACUAUGGGACCGGAUAGGAAAGAAAGUAUAUCUCGAAGUGAUCCAUCCUUUGGUCAUAUCAAAUUUGUAUAAUCCUCCAGAGAAGAUCUCUGCUUCUGCUGCGUCUGUGCUGCUGAUUGUUUCCAGCGAAGAGCUUGGCGUCCCUGUUACAGUCCAUCAGACUAUACUGCCUCUAAUUAAUUACUUUGGAAAAGGGAUCUGCCCUGAUGGGAUUGAUGUGCUGGUUAGAAUUGGUCGACUUUUGGGGGAGAAGUUCAUUGUCAAUCAGAUGCUGCCAUUGCUUGAACAUGUUGCUCGCUUCUCUAUCGAUGUUUCUUCUAUGAAAAAACCAGAGCCUGUUCAUAGCUGGUGUUCUUUGGCACUGACCGAUUGCCUAACAACGCUAAACGGUCUACUUGUGCUUGUAUCUGACGAGUUGCUCAUUCAGGAACUGACCAAAGAUCGAUUGUGCCUGCAUGUGAGGAUUCUAAUGCAGAAAAAUCUAGAGUUACGGGUCCUUCAGCUUGCUGCAACUUCACUAAUGUCAAUUUGUGAGCGGAUAGGACAAGAGUUGACCGCAUUGCAUGUGCUGCCGCAGUUGAAGGAGCUUUUUGAUGAGUUUGCUUUCUCUAAGCAAACCACAGAUGAUUCUGGUUCAUUGAAGUGGAAAAUGAGGGCUAAUGAAUCUAAUACCCACGAAGAAUCUCCUAUCAAAAGCCGUAUGGAUCUUGCGUUGCUUCUCUAUCCUUCUUUUGCCUCUCUUCUUGGUAUGGAGAAGCUACGUCAGGGUUGUCCAACUUGGUUACUCCUUGAGCAAUAUCUGCUAAGGCAUCACAACUGGAAGUGGGAAUACACAGGAGGAUCUUCUCGAUAUGGUUUGGAGAAUUCUAGUGCCAGACAUGCGUUGAGCAAAGGCUCCACAUCUAAGCACACUCCUAAAGUGCUUCUGAAUGGGGUUGGAUGGUCAGUUCCACAAUCUCAGGGGGUACGAUGUUCCAAAAACUUGAAAUCUCAAACACAUCUCCCGGUUGAUGGACAAGAACCAGUUCUGAACCAUUUGGCACGUGAACCGUGGUCCUGGUUUCCUAGUCCAGUUGCUUGUUGGGAUGGACCUGACUUGAUAGGUCGCUUUGGGAGCCCUAAAGAUGAGCAUAGAUGGAAAAUUAGAAUGUCCGUUGUAUCAUCUGUUCGUGCCCAUCGUGGAGCUAUAAGAUCUUUAGCGGUUUGUGAAGAUGAGUGUACAGUUUUCACUGCGGGUAUUGACCCAGGGUUCAAAGGAAGUGUUCAGAAGUGGGAACUAGCAAGCUUAAGUCGCAUAUCUGCGUAUUAUGCCCAUGAAGAGGUUGUUAAUGACAUCAGCAUUAUGUCAUCCUCCGGAAAGAUAGCAUCUUGCGAUGGAACUAUACAUGUGUGGAAUAGCCAAACAGGAAAACAGAUAUCCUUAUUCUCCGAGUCACCUUCGGAUCAUGAUCAACUUUCCUCCUCUUCUUCUUCAAGAACUAACUAUGAUCAGGGUAACAGACACACUUCUCAUUCACUGUCAAGUGGAAUCUUUGAUGGGAACAUGUACACUUGUAUGCACUAUUUAAAAUACGCGGAUCAGCUCGUUGUUGGAACUGGGAAUGGUGCCCUCAGAUUCAUUGAUGUAGUCCGAGGCCAGAAGCUUCAGAUUUGGAGGGGUGAAACUGUUGAGCCCGGGUUUCCAUCUCUUGUAUCUGCGUUAUGUUCAGGAGGGUCGGAUACUAGCCGAGGAGACGGGGCUUCAGGAUCACUGUCUUGGAUUGCAGCUGGCUUGAGUUUUGGCCAGUGUAGGCUAUAUGAUGUGAGGAGCGGGCAUGUUAUUUCUUCAUGGAGAGCUCACGAUGGAUACGUGACAAAGCUGGCUGCACCCGAGAGCCAUCUUCUCGUUUCCAGUUCUCAUGACAAGACUUUACGGGUCUGGGAUUUGAGGAGGAGCUGGACACCGGAGCCUAUUGUGUUCAGAGGCCACAAAGACGGAGUGUCUGGUUUCUCGGUCUGGGGCCAAGAUGUUAUCUCCAUCUCCAGAAGCAAUAUCGGGAUUUUCUCGCUAUCAAAGCCUCCUGACGAGGACGGGCAGUAUCGGAUAGAGCCUCGGAAGCUGAGCAUUGGGGAGACCGGAGGACGGAACAAAUCGGUGUUAUCAACGGUUAAUGUUUUACCCUUCUCGAGACUGUUCAUCGUUGGAACAGAGGAUGGCUACUUGAGAAUAUGUUGUUAACAAUGAACUCAGUUUAUUUAGUGAUGAAAGUUAUACAAAAGAGAGAGAGAGAGAGAGAAUGAUGUUUUGUAAAUUGCAAAUGAAAAACAUUUCUUUGUAACUAAUUUUGUUCAUAUUUUUAAGGUUUUUGGAAGAACAA